Ilex paraguariensis (yerba mate) is the source of this 2360-nucleotide messenger RNA. Lineage: Eukaryota; Viridiplantae; Streptophyta; Magnoliopsida; Aquifoliales; Aquifoliaceae. The record is from the annotation of a GenBank genome assembly.
AACCCUAGUCCUCUUUCUCUCGCUGAUACUCAUCUUCAUCUUUAUCAUCAUCAUCAUCAACCAUGGGGAUUUUCUCUUGGUGGAAAGGCAACAACAAGGAAACUCAGCCCUCCAAACCCGCACAGAAACCUCAAAUUUCGUCGGAAAACUCCCAGGUACCGGGCAUGAACGGAGCUAUGAAAGUACCUCGACCAGACCCUCCGGCCGACGUCACGAUCUUUGAAUUCGGAUCGGUGGCUGCUUCGACUGAUAAGGUGACGCUUGCCGGGUUCUGCCCCGUAUCGGACGAGCUCGAACCAUGCCGCUGGGAGAUCUUGCCGGCGAAUGACUCCAAUGCGCCUCAGUUUCGCGUAGUCUUCUGAAGGUAGCAAAUGAGCAUGAAAAGAAAUGUAUAAGAAGACCCUUUACUGAGAUUGUUAACUUUGAAUGGAAUUUGACAAGGGGCUUUUUGCAUAAUUAUGUGAUGUUGAUAGAAUGAAUAACUACCUAAUUUUUGUUAGUAAAUUGGCUUUAUUUUAUGGGUUUCUCUUCUUCCUGCAUUUUAUCAGGAUAUAUUUCCUUCUAUCAUCACUAUUUUAAGUCUUCUAUCACUGUGUCUUUCUGUGGGUGCUUGUAGUUGUUGAUUGUUGAGUAUGAUGUUACUUUUAACAAUACUAGUCUAUAUGUGGUUAAAGUAAUACACAACAGAAAGGUUAGUAUUUUUAUGAUUUUUAAGUUUGCCAAAUUCCCUUGAUCCUCAAUUUGUUUUGCUUGAUUGUUAGGUGGAAGUAGCAUGUGUUUAAAUUGUAUUGAGAUAUGUGUUGGAUAGACUAAGGCAUUUUGCAGUGGGUUGGAGUCAAGCAAAGUGAGGAGUUUGUGAUGCAGUAGAAAUCUAGGAGGUGCCUAAGCAGAAGGAUCUAUUUUCUAUAGUUGUUUUAUAUAUUCAUCGAUGCCCCAAGUUUCAUGAAAUAUAGUUUGGGUUCAUUUUGCAGGCAUCCACCAAUAAGUUUAUUAUUUGAACGAAAGAAAAUUCAAUACUUUAUGAUUGUCUAAUUGGGUGUCUGGUCUGGAAUAGCCAGGACAUGAGUGUAAGAAUGGGACUUCUUGAAAGAAAAAGUGUCUGGGUUUUGAAUUAGUAGUAUACGUUUCUUGUAACAAGAUGGAUUUGCCAACUAUACCAUCUUAUUUAUUCAUAAACUUUUGAUAGGAUAGGAGGAUGUGCUUUGAUGUUGAAUUGAAGUAUUGAGACUAGUGUAAAGAUUGCUUGAAUUCUGAAUAGGGAUAUAUUUACUAGCCAAAAGUUUCUGGUUAUGAGUUUUUUGAGUUGUGCCAUGUAUUACCGUAAGUGGCAUCACAAGUAGAUUGUGGAGAAAAACACGAAAGACGCACGGAGGGUUGUAUCAAUUAAUAUUGAUGAUAUAUUCUUGGUUAUCUGCAUUCAUGAUGCAUCUGCACUGUGUUCAUUUUUACAAGUUGUAUUUUAUAGGGAUGUUUUAUGAGAAGGUGGUAAAACUCAACAGAUGUCUCAAAGCACUCGAGUUACCCUGAGGUCAAGAGUUCGUUGGAGCCUCUCCCAUCCCAUAAAAGUUGUGCUUGUCGAAAAAAUUGUAGAUGCUAAAGGAAGGUAAGAUAAUUGAGUCUUAAGCAAUAGACUUGUGUAUCACAGCGAUUAGAUAGUAGCAGAAAGAUCACAUUAUUUAUGUACUUCUGCUAACCAAGGGCCUUAGUUUUACUUGUGCUGGUUAACAGCUAUUGGACAAAUCAGCCAGUGGAAAAUAUUUUCCCCCACAUGGCUAUACAUUAUUUUUUUUUGUCUGAAUGCUUCCUUUACAUUGUGAGAGUUGUGUAUUUGAGGGAGCUGAUGUUUAAAAAUUCAGUAGGUUUCUCACAAAUUUCUAUCUGCUGGUAUGCAGUCGUUCGAGUCACUUCGAAAUAGUAAGUCGCCAAUGUUUUGUAUGCUGCAUUUGAAGUAACAAGAUGGUAGUGUCAUGUGAAGUUACAAGCAACCGCUCUGGCAGGGCUAUGAAUAGUUCGAGUUGAACCACAUUGUACUAUUCUUGAGCACAUUAUGAAACUGUGGCCUCCUACAUUUUCAGGGUCAAUUAACCUGCUUGAUACAGGACUGGAUUAGGAGGAUGGAAUCAGGUUUUGAAAUAUGAGUGGUUCAGAUGACUGGAGUGUCCCUUGAUACUUUUAUGCUGAAAGAUGAAGCUUGUCGUUGAUGGAAGCUUCGUGGGAUUAGUUACACCAACUUCAAACUUCUCGUCUACUUCUUUAGUUUACAGCAAGAUAUGUAUGUAAUGGUUGACAUCAAAAGGUGUUUGUCACAGUAAAGGCUUGAAUGGAGGAUAUGCCCUUUCCAUAAACAUGACAAAUGCCUU